Messenger RNA from Amphibalanus amphitrite, 3255 nucleotides. RefSeq names its product nephrin-like. NCBI's taxonomy places the organism in Eukaryota, Metazoa, Arthropoda, Thecostraca, Balanomorpha, Balanidae. The record is from RefSeq and is a predicted model, not a curated record. Gene Ontology annotation, molecular function: protein binding. The coding region runs from base 112 to 2967 and encodes 951 amino acids. The transcript has 15 exons.
AGUCGGCGCCGCGGCGGUGAGCGGGCUGGCCGCACGGUGGACGCUCGCCGCGCCCCGGGGCUGUCGGGAUCGGAUGACGGCGGGGGACAGUGAGCGGGUGUGGUGAUCGAGAUGACGCCCGUGUGGGCUGCCUGCGUGGUGGUGGUUUGUGGGGUAGUGACGGGCCUCCGACAGGACGGUGCUGGUGCUGUGACCCCUACAGGACUUAUGACCGGCAGUACCGUGUCAGAACCUGUCAAAGGCAGCUCUGCCGUGGCAGAAGCGGUGACAGUGACGGGACCAAGUAACGUGACCCUAGGUGCCGCGGGUCACGAGGAACCCAAAGCUCAGAGAGCGGUGUCAGGGACCGACAGUGCCGGCGCUACUCAGGACAGUGAGGAGGACGGAGCGAGGGACCGGCGGGCACUGAGGAGGAUGUCGCCCAGCGUCACCGUCCGACCCCUGAUCCCGCCAGUGCCCUUGUCGACGGUGGUGGGUCUGGCUGGGGGCGAGGUCGCCCUGCCCUGCGACAUGUCCCAUUCUCCCGGAGAUACUGUGCUCAUCGUGCUAUGGUACCGCAACGGAUCCGACGCGCCCGUCUACAGCUACGAUCUGCGCAACGCUAUGGAAACGGACCGACGGUGGCACAACACGUCCGUUUUCGGCUCGCGGGUGGACUUUGUGCCCGGCCGGCGGCCGGCCGUGCUUACCCUGAGGGACCUCGGUCCCGCCGACCAGGCCAUCUACAAGUGCAGGGUCGACUUCCAGCACUCGCGCACCCGGAACGCCCUGGUCAACCUGACCGUCAUAGUUCCUCCGGAGAGCGUGGAGAUCCUGGACGCCGGAGGAGCAGUGCUCAACACGGUGGUGGGCGCCUUCCUAACGGGGGAGCGGCUGGAACUCACCUGCCGAGUGAAGGGAGGCUCUCCGCGUCCGGCGGUGACCUGGAGGUCCGGGGGCGCGGUGCUACCGGUACCGUACCAGCCCCAGGGCGAGUACACGGUCAGCCAGUACAGCGUGGAGGCGUUGGACAGGUCGGACCUCCAUCGGAUGGUCACCUGUCUGGCGUCCAACACCAACCUGACGGCGCCGGCCACCAGCUCCGUCAUGAUCGACAUGAACUUCGCGCCGCUGAGCGUGUCCAUCCUGGGCAAGGGCGAGCCGCUGUCGGCCGGUCGCCGCUACCCGCUCGUGUGUCAGUGUGUCGGCUCCCGGCCUCCGGCCGCCAUCACCUGGUUCCUGGGCAGCUCACGGAUGGCCACCGCUCCCGGCACGACGACGCACAAGGGGAACGUGACGCUGACGACUCUGCAGUUCACACCGCGGCCCGAGGACGACCAGAAGGUGCUCUUCUGCCGCUGCCAGAACCCAAAGGUGCCCUCGGCCACGCUCGAAGAUUCCUGGCAGAUCGUCGUGCAGUACCUGCCUCGUGUCACCGUGACUCUGGGCAAUUCUCUGGACCCGGCCCACAUCAAGGAGGGCGACGGCGUCUACUUCGAGUGCAGCAUCAGGGCCAACCCGCCAGUGUACAAAACCGAGUGGAGACACAACAAUCGGCUGCUGGAACACAGCGUGAGGGACAACAUCAUCAUCAGCAACUAUACGCUGGUGCUGCAAGACGUGAAGCGGUCCAGCUCCGGCGUAUACAUGUGCAUCGGCUUCAACGUCGAAGGCGACGCCGAGAGCAACCCCAUCUUCCUCGACGUCAAAUUUGCCCCCGUGUGCCGGCCCGACCUGCCCCGCAUCUACGGCGUCUCCAAGAAGGAGCUGGUCACCAUCCUGUGCGACGUCGAUUCGAACCCCUCCCGGAUCCACUUUUUGUGGACGUUCAACAACACGUCCGAGUGGCGCGAGCUGGACAGCCGCCUGGUGAACAGCAGUCAGACGCGCAGCACGCUCCGCUACCGGCCGCGCACCGAGAUGGACUACGGCACCGUCUUCUGCUGGGCCACCAACGACAUCGGACGCAUGGCCAGGCCCUGCGUCUUCCACAUCAUCGCAGCAGGGCCUCCGGACCCGCUCUACAACUGCUCCGUGUUCAACCGUACGGCCGGCGACCUCUCGGUGCGCUGCCUGGAGGCGUUUGACGGUGGCCUCGUGCAGUCGUUCGUACUGCACGUCUACUCGGCAGAGGACGACCACCUGGUCUACAAUAAGACCUCGUCGCGACCCGAGUGGCACGUGCAGGGCCUCAUCCCCACGCAGCGGUAUCGUAUCCAGGCCGUCUCUCAGAACGACAAGGGCAGGAGCGCCACGGUGACAAUUCCAGCGGACACCAUGGCCGGACCGGAGAAACAGCAGGAGAACAAACAAGACAUCACCAUAGCGGAGAUGCUGCCAGAGCCAGCAGAGUCGUCUCCACCAAUGUUGGCCAUCCUGGUUGGCGUCGUGGGCUCCGUGUCGCUCCUGCUGCUGGCGGCGCUCACCACGCACCUCCUCUGUCGACGAGGACAUCGGCGGAGGGCGCGAGCCGCCGCCGCCGCCCCCGCCUCCACCGCCGCCGCCAAGCCGCAGGUCAAGACGGCUGCGGCCGGACUGGAUGACGAUGAUGAUGAAAAGGGCCCAGAUGUGGUGCCGGAAGAGGGAGACUCAACGUAUGGCGUCUACCGGAUCCCGGAGAACAUUCCUGCGCUGCCAGCGCGCGCCCAGGAGCCGGCAGCACCGCUGGGCAGCGGACGAAGGAACGGCGACAUCCCGCUGCGCUCCUUCAACCACAUAGUGCCCAUGGAGCAGUGCAUGCAGCACGGCGCCGCGACGCUGCCACCGCCGCACCGGCGCCCCCCGCGGCGCCCCUCCCAGGGCGCCACUGCCACCGUGGACCGCCGAAGGGCGCACGGACCUCCACCUCCCCGGCUAGAGGACGCCCGGCCGCCCGACGCCGCGCGCUCGCCCAUGAUUGGUGGACGGCACGAGCCGAGCGCGCUGAUUGGCUACGGCGCCGACGAGGCCGCGCUCAUUGGCUGCCGGCUCGACGAGAGUGCGUUUUGACCGGUCAAGGUCGCAGAGUAAAGGUGCGCGCGCCCCGUGAGCGGUGGACUGCCGCGGCAGCGAGCUCCGGACUGCUGGGCCAGGACGUGCUGGUUGGUGUUCGAAGAUGUUAUAAGUGUGGAUGUCUGAACUCUACGACACACUGUUUUGUGUAUGUUCACGUAGAUAGGCCGAACACAUGUCCAUAUUACCUCUUGUUAAUUUAUGGAAUGUUUAUCCAUAUGCUGAGAGAUGUUGAAUGAAUGGUGGAAACUUUUGAAUAAUUAUUAAUAAAUAAUGUGAGCUGUA